Messenger RNA from Daldinia childiae, 999 nucleotides. RefSeq names its product putative c6 transcription factor protein. The transcript is spliced from 2 exons. The record is from RefSeq and is a predicted model, not a curated record. Bases 1 to 999 code for a protein of 332 amino acids. NCBI's taxonomy places the organism in Eukaryota, Fungi, Ascomycota, Sordariomycetes, Xylariales, Hypoxylaceae.
AUGGCAGUGAUCAUCCUAAUCAUUUCCUCUUGGAUCCCCCUAGCUGCUGCUGCUAUUUCACUGGAGGACACUCCACGAUCGACUGAGACAAAUCUACUAAUUGAUACGCGGAUACCGGUUUUCGUCAACGGUCACUGGCAGAUCAUGUCCGAAGACGAGCAUCGCCAACUCGUCCGUCGGCAGCCAGAGACGUUUACAGUCGACGUCUCGACAGCUACAGCCACUGGAGACGUAUCUACUCAAACAACCGUCGCGACAGGCCCUCUUCCCGCGCCCUUCGAUGGCGCACUCGCUGCGAACUUCUCAGGCGAAGAUGGGGAAGGAUCUUGCCUCGAUUUUAUCAACGCAUUUCUAGAGGACCCGACAUUCCAAGCCUGUUAUCCUCUUUCGCUACUUUUGAAGAACUCCAAUUCAUUCUUCCAGGCUAUGAAAUCCGUGGUCAAAAUUACGCAGGUCAUCGAAACAUCAUGCAAAGCUGACAAGCAAUCUUGCACGACCUAUCUCGAUGAUCUCGCCGAGAAGCUCAAAUCCGAUGAGAAUUGCGGACAGGAUUACAACAAGCGAAAUGAUCUAGUGAUCCAGGCCUACAAGGGAAUGAAGUCGUACGAAGAGAUAUACGGCGCGACGUGUUUAUAUAAUGCAGACACUUCGACGUAUUGCUUUGUCAAUGCGGUUACAAACCAAACGACUGCUUCUAACGUCUACCUAUACACAUUACCUUUCAAUUCAUCCCUCCCCGAAACAGCUGUACCCGCAUGCGAUACUUGCACAAGCGAAACGAUGAAGAUAUAUCAAGCGGCGGCGGCUGACCGGACGAAAUGGAUAUCGAGCACGUACGUCAAAGCAGCCGAGCAAAUAGAUGCAAACUGCGGUGGGAAUUUUGUCAGCGCAGCACUCCCCGAACCACUUCCGGACAACGCUGCGACAUCUAUAGCGCAAGCACCGUCUCUGCUGGUACUAUCAUUUUUAUGCGUAUUCGUUUCACGCUUGCUUCGGUAG